AUGUCACAAGAUUUGCAAUAGCCUUUACAUACUAAUGAGCAAGAUCCUUAAAUUAUCUAAAACUAGUAUUAAGAGUAGCCUUAUUAGUAGUAGUAGCAUUAAUAAUAAAUGCCUUAUUAAUAGCCUCCUCCUUAUUAAUAGCAGCCUCCUUACUAAUAGCAACCUCCUUACUAAUAGCAACCUCCUUACUAAUAGCAACCUCCAUACUAAUAGUAACACUAUCAAUAAUAACAAAAUUAUCCCCAAAUGUUAGGCAGUCAAGAUAGAUAAAGUAUUCCUAGUGAAUUUAAAUAGAGUUAAUAACAUUCUGAUGAACCUCAUAAUCCUCCUUAUCAAGGUGAAUCUGUUUCAUAAAUUAAAGAUAUGGACUAAUGGGCUAGAAUCAUUCCUUGCUUUCUUCUUGGUCUUUCAACAACAAUCAUUGCAUCAGUCUUUUUAGUGAACUGCAAAUAAACAUCACCUGUUGUCUAUGUUUCUUCUGCUGUAGCUUUAAUGAUAGUUCCUCUUGUAAUUUACAAAUUUGAUGUUUCCUCUAAGUUUAUGAAUUUCAUAGGAUCUUUGAUAUCAAUGUACUUUAUGAUUGUUUUAGCUGUUUAUGUUGACAAUCAAAAAAAUGUAGUCAUUGAUGACGAUUAAUUUUACAAUUCUUUUUGCAUAAAAGAAGGUAGCACUACAGUUUAAUCAGGAGUUAGUUAUGGUUUGAUUAAUUUGUUAGGACUUAGCAUGUGUCUUUUACACACAGUUAACAUGACAUAUUAUUUCUGCCAGACUUGGAGCUUGUCAAAGCACCCUCUUAAAUAAAAGCUUGAAGACUACACUAUAGAGCUAAUUUGA
Tetrahymena thermophila SB210 is the source of this 834-nucleotide messenger RNA. RefSeq names its product transmembrane protein, putative. The record is from RefSeq and is a predicted model, not a curated record. The transcript has a single exon. NCBI's taxonomy places the organism in Eukaryota, Ciliophora, Oligohymenophorea, Hymenostomatida, Tetrahymenidae.